Messenger RNA from Tachyglossus aculeatus (Australian echidna), 939 nucleotides. Its product is annotated as vomeronasal type-2 receptor 26-like. The coding region runs from base 1 to 939 and encodes 312 amino acids. Gene Ontology annotation, cellular component: membrane. The record is from RefSeq and is a predicted model, not a curated record. Gene Ontology annotation, biological process: G protein-coupled receptor signaling pathway. Gene Ontology annotation, molecular function: G protein-coupled receptor activity. The transcript is spliced from 5 exons. NCBI's taxonomy places the organism in Eukaryota, Metazoa, Chordata, Mammalia, Monotremata, Tachyglossidae.
AUGGUCAACAGUCUCUGCACCUUGAAAAGAAAUUAUGCCAGCAGCUACUACCAGGAUGGAGAUGUGGUGAUUGGAGGAUUCCUCUCUCUGGAUGUGAUCUCGACUAAUAUUGGUAUAUUUAAGAACAUCACAGAUCGACCACUUCUCCCUCGUGAUUCUGUAGAAUACAUCACCAAACACUAUCAGCAUCUCCUGGCCCUGGAGUUUGCCGUGGAGGAGAUCAACAAUGACCCCAGCCUGUUAACCAAUAUUUCUCUGGGCUUCCACAUCUUCAACGUUCACUUCCAAGGGAUGAUAACAGCCGAGAGUUCCAUGGCUCUGCUCUCGGGGAAAGCCGAGAUGGUCCCCAACUAUAACUGUGAACCGGAGCGGCGGGACAAACUGCUGGCCGUCAUAGGAGGGAUGAAUUCAGAGGUGACCACACCUGGCUCCUGGCUGCUAGGACUCCAUAAGCUCCCCCAGAUCUCUUAUGGUCCAGAGGACCCCACUCUCAGAGACAAGGCCUACUUCCCUUCUCUCUGUCAGAUCUCUGAGAGUUCCUCAGCUCUGCCCUCCGGGAUGAGCUGUCUCAUGAAACAUUUUCAGUGGGUCGGGAUCGGCCUCCUGGUCUCCAAUGACAUUCGAGGGGAGACGUUUACCGCCAUCCUAACGGAGGAGAUGGCCAAGAAUGUAAUCUGUGUGGCUUAUGUUUAUAAAAUAACCACAGGAAGUGUUUCUACUGACGUUCCGCUCCACUUGUCCCUGAAGAAAGUUCAGGUCUAUAUCGGCACCGGUGAGCAGGUCCAUUUGGAUGACCCCGGCUGGGCCACCAGUAGGUGUGACAUCCUGAACUAUCAGAUUUUACAGAACGGCACCAAACUCUGUGUCAAAGUGGGAGAGUCCACCCCCCUGGCCACAGCUGGGCCAGAUUUCACCAUCAGAGAGGAGAAGAUAAUGUAG